This is a messenger RNA of Stegastes partitus (bicolor damselfish), 797 nucleotides long. RefSeq names its product dynein, light chain, roadblock-type 1 (gene dynlrb1). The record is from RefSeq and is a predicted model, not a curated record. The transcript has 4 exons. Bases 119 to 409 code for a protein of 96 amino acids. Gene Ontology annotation, cellular component: cytoplasmic dynein complex. Lineage: Eukaryota; Metazoa; Chordata; Actinopteri; Pomacentridae. Gene Ontology annotation, biological process: microtubule-based movement.
GCUCCGGAAGUUGUUUCUUCUUCGUCUGUCAGCAGCGACACAACAGUUAGCUGUUAGCCGGUAUCCUGCGGAGCUCAGAGACCAGAUUCUGACACGGAUUUCUGCUCACACGUCCACCAUGGCUGAAGUGGAGGAAACCCUGAAGAGGAUCCAGGGCCAGAAGGGAGUUCAGGGCAUCAUCAUCGUCAACUCAGAAGGAAUCCCCAUCAAGACGACUCUGGACAACUCGAGUACGGUGCAGUACGCCGGUCUGAUCCACCAGCUGGUGAUGAAGGCCCGGAGCACGGUCCGAGACAUCGACCCCCAGAACGACCUCACCUUCCUCCGGGUUCGGUCCAAGAAGAACGAGAUCAUGAUUGCUCCAGAUAAGGACUACUUCCUGAUCGUCAUCCAGAACCCGUCAGACUGAAGCUGAGGGAGCUGCAGCCCGACUCUUUGUUCUCUUUUGUUUCAUAUUUAAAAAGAAAACGGCCAAACUUUUUAUUUUGUCCCCAGUAGCCCUACAGAUCCCGUUCACCUGAAGCUUCUCCUGCACGAGGAGGCGACAGCAGACGACGGAUGGUUUCUGUUUCCACGUUUCAUCAUUCCAGGUCUCCUCUCUGGGUUUGCUGACGUAGUUAUAAGUAAAGCUGGAGGAGAACCGUCUGCACAGCUCUUGGGUGUUCGGGUUUGUUCUGCUCCGGUCGGUAUUUAUUUAGCUGGCAGCAGAUGUUAGCAGAGAACGACACUACGAACCCUCUGAGCACGUUUCUGUUUGUCGUUUGUCACGAGUGAAGACAUUAAAAAGUCAAAAUGGC